Aphanomyces astaci is the source of this 2287-nucleotide messenger RNA. RefSeq lists its product as hypothetical. The coding region runs from base 399 to 1799 and encodes 466 amino acids. The transcript has 13 exons. The record is from RefSeq and is a predicted model, not a curated record. Lineage: Eukaryota; Oomycota; Saprolegniomycetes; Saprolegniales; Verrucalvaceae.
CGAACGAGCACUGCGGCUGGCAUGGCGGACAAGCUCGCGGCAGAGCUUCAGUUGCCGAAUGUGGUACACAUUUGAAGAGAUAGAAGAGAUGGCGAGGAAUCGAAGGACCACUGAUGCGGCAUCGUAGAGUGUGCUGCAGCUGCAAGAGCUCAAAUGGUCGACGAAGGAGCGCGUAUGGGUGCAGCUCGUCGACAAGAAUCCGAGCUCCGCCGACGUAUGUGAGCGCAUGAAGGUGAUGGCCGACGACCGCAAGCAAGCCCGCGCUGUGGAAAAGGCGGAAGCCUUGUACGACGCAUAUCCUAUCUCUUGUCCCAUGAAGAGGCCCAUGUAUGUAGCUAAGUGCAACUAGACCGAGAGACGUCAUACGAAAGAGCGAAGAUUCGUACCGUGCGGACUUUAUGAAGGUCGUCGAGACCGAGUUGGCGCGGAUCGGCGCGCCUUCCAUGCUUACGUGGCAGCGUCUUGUGAUGGAAAAGGACUGCAAUUACCAGGCCAUGCGCAUCCUCUUAACCAAGAUCAAGUCGUCGCAGAAACGGCAUCGCGUGAAUACGCUGCUGCCUGCGAUCGAGUUGAAGCCGCCAGCAUUUCCCCCCCAACCAACCGAUUCGACCCAUCCAGCCCAUCGUCACAACAGAUCCUCGACAGCCGCCCUCCGCGACCUUCAGCCGGAUGUGCCGUCCCCGCCGCCAUCCGCCGGCCAUCCGUCCAGAAGACCGCCGACGCCGGACGACGGGCCCAGUUGGAACAACAACAACGACUUGAUAGACGAUAGAUCUCCGUCCCCCGCGUCCCCCGCAGCCGCUUUGUCCAAGGCCAAACGUCUGGCUCGCGAUGAAGGGCAGACCACCCGUCGACACGUUUCAACUACACCCCCAGCACAUCCAAAUCAGCAUCUUCCCUUGGACAUUAUAAGGCCAACCCAACAACAGCAACACCCCCGUACUGCCGAACUGAAAGCCGCCCUGGCCGACAACGCCGCGUUAAGGCGGCAGAUGGACGACAUGAUCAAGUUGCAUAACGAGGCUAUGGCUGUGGACGUUAAGGGUGGUGGGGUGUCUACACGUCGUGUUCGGCUGCUCCAAGCUCAGAACCUGCAGUUACAACGACAGGUGGACAUGCUGACCGAGGCCGUACAUCUGCGGCAACAUGCGCAUCACGACUUGGCGCAAGUGGUGUCGUCGGUGAUGGAAAUUUUGCAAACUGGGCAGAAACAAGCAGAGGAAGCUGGCGCCGAAGUCCAAGACAAACAUGGAGAUAUGUGGAUGAUGGCGGUGCCAAGGACGCUCUUGGCCGAGUUGAAGCAAGUGGAGAGUCGACUACACCAAGCAACACGCAAGUGCAAUAUGGAGCUGCCCCUGCGAUACAGUGCCGACGCCGUCCACGAUACUGUCACGUUGACCGACCUGCACACCCACCACGCGUCGACUGGCCCCGAACACGUGCCUGAACUCCACCACUUGCGCAUGGACCGACUGCAUGCCCUGGAAUCCGCCUUGUCCACAUGCGUCGACGACUUGGACGCCGUGGGCCACAUGUUGUUGCAGACUCGGCAGCAUGGAGAUAUCUUAGCGAUGACGAGCCGCGUCACACGAGGUAUUCGUGGUGUGAUGGAGCAAGUCGCGUUGUUUGGCAGUGCCGUGUGCCACCAGCCUCUGGGUCCUGGCAGCAAGCCUACGAGUGAACCCCGUGCGCAGGACAUUUUAUCGCUACUGCCAGCCAAAGACAAAGUGUUGAGGAUGCAUAUCAAGCGAUUGAUCUCGUACGAGGUAAGUAUGCAAAGAUUCGAAGAUAUGAUGUGAGUUUGCAUUUGUGCUGAGGCGGGCCGCACUCUCCAACUCAAGCUCAUGGCCACCGAAGUAGCGACAUACCAAGAGCAAGCAUCAAAGCAAGCAAACCUCAUGACGAGGCUCGUGGACGGCGUGCGAUGUGUGUGCCAAGACAAACUGUCGUGGGUGCAGCAGACGCUGCAACCGGCUUUGCAUGGCCUCGUGCAAGUGUACGACCAACUGAAACUAGCCAACGAAGAGGCUGCCACGUCACAGCCGUGGAGCCACCUCUUUUGCGAAACAUUCGAACAGCACGUUGACACAUUGUCGUCGAUUGAAGUCGAGUAUCAACAGUAUGCCACCACGGCCAAUGCCAAGUUGGACAACACGAUUCACGCGCUCACGGUGGCGUCCCUGCCAACGUCAUCACGUUAGCUACUUGCCAACAGCCGAAACUGUGUGUAUUGAGGAUAUAUAUAUAGUAUAACAAAUCACACAACCAAAUUGAAUUAUCGGCAGAA